Messenger RNA from Microthlaspi erraticum, 1773 nucleotides. The record is from the annotation of a GenBank genome assembly. Lineage: Eukaryota; Viridiplantae; Streptophyta; Magnoliopsida; Brassicales; Brassicaceae.
AUGGGAGGUUAUGUAUGCGGUGGCGCCGGAAGAUCAGGACAGACGAUAAUGGUGGCUCUGGUUCUGAUGGUCGGAUCGUUCUACGCCGGCUCUCUCUUCGGCAACAACCAACCCCUUUACAUCUCUCAAGCUUCUUCUCAAUCUGCAACUCUCUCCAAAUUCGCGAACAAAAUCGAGCUGACUCACCGAACCACACCGCUAAUCAUACCUGAAACCGGAAUCAACGUGUGUCCAUUGAAGUUCAACGAGUACACUCCUUGUCACAACGCCACAUACGUUCAUCAGCUUCACAUUCCUCGCUCGAGACUCUCUAGAAGAGAAGAGCUCGAGAGACACUGCCCGCCUCUCGAGCAGCGUCUCUUUUGCCUAAUACCUCCACCGAAAGAUUACAGGUUGCCUAUCAGAUGGCCAACAAGCAGAGACUAUGUAUGGAGAAGUAAUGUGAACCAUACACAUCUCGCUCAACUUGGACAGAACUGGGUGCAUGAACAUGGACGGUUUUGGUGGUUCCCUGGUGGUGGUACUCAUUUCAAACAUGGAGCUUCUGAAUACAUCCAGAGGUUGGGGAACAUGAUGACUAACGAGACUGGUGAUUUGCGUUCGGCUGGGGUUGUACAAGUUCUUGAUGUUGGAUGUGGAGUUGCAAGCUUUGCUGCUUAUCUUCUCUCUUUAGGUAUACAGACGAUGUCGUUUGCUCCUAAAGAUAGUCAUGAGAACCAGAUUCAGUUUGCGUUGGAGAGAGGCAUUGGUUCAAUGAUCUCUGCAUUUGCUACCAAACAAUUACCGUAUCCUUCAGCCUCGUUUGAUAUGGUUCAUUGUUCGAGGUGUCGUGUCGAUUGGCAUGCAAAUGAUGGGAUCUUGCUUAAAGAAGUUCAUCGUCUGCUUCGAAACGAUGGAUACUUUGUGUAUUCGUCACCGCCAGCUUAUAGAAAGGAUAAAGAGUAUCCUAUGAUUUGGGAUAAGUUGGUGAAUUUAACUACCACAAUGUGUUGGAAGCUCGUUUCCCGGGAGGUACAGACUGCGAUAUGGAUGAAAGAAGAGAACGAGGUUUGCCUUAGGAAGAAUGCAGAGCUAAAGCUUGUAAGUUUAUGUGAUGUGGAAGAUGUUUUGAAACCAUCAUGGAAUGUUCCUCUAAAAGACUGUGUGCAAGUUAGUGGACACAGUGAAGAGAGACACUCUUCUUUAGCUGAACGUCUUUCUAUGUACCCUGCAACUCUAAGAAACACAGGCAUCGGUGAAGAUGAGUAUAUGUCAGACGCAAUCUUCUGGAGAGAACAAGUUAGUCAUUACUGGCGGUUAAUGAAUGUUAAUGAGACACAAGUGCGGAAUGUGAUGGACAUGAACGCGUUCGUUGGUGGAUUUGCUGCGGCUAUGAGCUUGUACCCUGUUUGGGUGAUGAACGUAGUACCUGCUACAAUGAAUGAUACCUUGUCUGGUGUUUUUGAGAGGGGCUUAAAUGGCGCUUUCCAUGAUUGGUGUGAGCCGUUCUCAACAUACCCUCGUACAUACGAUUUGGUGCAUUCGGAUCAUGUCUUCUCACAUUACCAGAGUCACGGUGAUGGUUGUUUGCUGGAGGAUAUCAUGCUUGAGAUGGACCGCAUUAUUCGCCCUCAGGGGUUUGUGAUUAUAAGAGAUGAGGAAUCGAUAACCUCAAGGAUCCGAGACCUGGCUCCUAAAUUUCUAUGGGAAGUGCAAACUCAUCAGCUGGAAAACAAAUACAACAAGACAGAAACUGUUCUGUUUUGCAGAAAGAGAUUCUGGGCAAUCAUCUGA